Molecule: messenger RNA, 1285 nt
Organism: Aaosphaeria arxii CBS 175.79
Lineage: Eukaryota; Fungi; Ascomycota; Dothideomycetes; Pleosporales
Exons: 5
Coding region: 228-1088 (286 amino acids)
Source: RefSeq, a predicted model, not a curated record
CUACAUGUCAACACAUUCGGGCCUGGGGUCUUGUGAUGGGGAAAGAGGCUGCGCCCAGAUUACAAUAUAACAGUCCAGUGGAAUUUGUCUGAGGCCAUCGACAUCGCAGUGACCAGGUCAUAAUUCGCUGUGUCCAUCUACUACCCACUGUCUCCGAUAGCAAGCUAGCUUAGGCCAAGUAGUUCAUUUAUACUGGUCUGUAUAUAUAUUCGAGAUCGACCUCGAGCAUGGCUCAGGACAAUAAUGGUUCCCAGCUGGAUUUGGAAGAGAUAUUGAAGACAUUGAGAAGCCUGCCACCAUUGCCACAACUCCCUACCCUGCCGGCACCAGAUCCACAGCAGCAAGAGCAACAGCAACAGUACAUACCCCAGAAUUAUGAUAGCUCCCAGUCAUAUCCGCAAGCACAUUAUGGUACCACGAAUGAUCACCAGCAACAACAUGUAAAUUCUUCUACAUCAGCCAGUACUUCAUUCGGGCGCAAUGCAUCAUUAGAUCCCCGACUCCAAGGCCGGGCCACGCCCCCUCAACAACGUCAAGUUCCUCCAGCCCAACGAACAUCGACACCCAUCAUUGAUGUCUCGAAAAGCUCUACUAUCACGGAAUGGAAGUUCGGUUUACGCUUUGUAAGCAAGAUUGCUGCUCAAAACCCUGCAUUUGGGACAGCUGUGCAAAAGUUAAUCAAAGACCAAGAGCGUAACAUACGAGAUUGGAACAAUGGUCGUGAACGCAUCGUUGAAGAACAGAUAGCUAAAAGAGACAAUGAACUGACUCAACGAGCUGCUAUAUCCUUUCUUGCAAGCGCUCCACUUCUUCGAACUCCCCAACGUGACAAAGAAGAGCUUGAUCAAUUCUAUAACAAGGUCUAUCGAGCAUGCAAGCAGAUGACCGAUGCCCAAUCUGAGGAACUUGGACGCUUGGGCGUCCCAUUCUUCGGGAUGAGGCCUGACCUUGUCAUCCCGGACGAAGAUGGACCUGCUGAAGGUGGUACGCUUGCAAGCGAUGGUGCAAGUGAGAAGAUAACUAGAACACAAUUGCUUGCUUUGAAACGCAAGAUGCUUAACCAUCUUAUCGAAUUGUAUGGUGAUUAAGGUCGUCAGUGUUGGGACGUUUGGAGGUUUGAUACUCUGGACCUGCGAGGAGAGGGCAUGAAAAAUUGGCGUUAUCUGUAUGAUACUCCGAGGGGCAUGCACCCCAAGGAGAUUGUAUGUUUAUGAUUCAUUGGUAGAAUUCAUCUCGUGUCCAUAGACAAACUACUUGCUGGAGUUCACUGUACUAUAGGAAUCCA